Molecule: messenger RNA, 2730 nt
Organism: Brassica rapa (field mustard)
Lineage: Eukaryota; Viridiplantae; Streptophyta; Magnoliopsida; Brassicales; Brassicaceae
Product: probable disease resistance protein At5g66900
Molecular function (GO): ADP binding
Source: RefSeq, a predicted model, not a curated record
GAGAAAGAUUUCAAGUUUAAAUAUGUGGUUUAUGCUGAUAUAUGUUAUGUCGUGUUUUCCUUCAAAGUAAUAUUUAUAAGUUGAGAAGUAUUAUCUCAAGUUUAUUGUAGAGCUCCAAACAAAUUAGCAUAAGUAUCUAUAGGAUUGCGUAGGAUAACAUUUGUAGUCUCAAGGAUAUCCAAUGAAGAGUACUCGCAAAUGAAAUGAAAAGAAACUGAAAGUUGAGCUUUCACAACCCUGAUAGCAUUAUAUAUAACGAGUAAAGAGUUUAGAAAAUUUUAAAAGAAAGUCAAAAGGAAGCCACUUAUAUAGAAAUUCACGUAGGCUUAUAAAGGAUAAACAACCUCGUAGCAAGUUUAUCCAACCAACUAUUAACCGAAGUAUGAAAUGAAAUCACAUCAAUAUACCUAAUAGAAUCGUCUUUUGAAUAGGCCUUCUCUUGUUUAUUCAGAGGUUUACGGUAGAAACGCCAAACGGCGAAAUUUCGGAUGGAGUGAAGUCAACACUAUGGAGUUUGAAUCUAGAAGUAGGAUCAAUCACGUUGUAAAAGCUAGGCAAAAAAAUCUUUGGCAAAAUCAACGUAGAAACGUGGAAAAAAUGAGAACGAAUUAAAUGGUCUAGUGCAAUCAUUCGCGGGGAAUUUAAUGCGUCCUUGUUAUAAGUAAAAUGUAACUUUCCUGGAACGUGUGUGGGGGAAGGGGGUAGGCAACCCCAUUGAUGGCACAGUUGGACGUAGCUCGGUUGGUAUAUGGAGCUUUCACUAUAUACACUAUCUUUUUUUUUUUUUUUUAAUUAUACAGAAGUAUCCUGGCUCCACAGAAGUGAUUCAGACUAGUCACGUGUUACCACGUGUCGGUCCUCUGUCCCUGGCGAUGCCGAAAUGUUAAUUUCCCAGUGGCCGGGAUUCGAACCCAGGUGGCGGUACUCAUAGCUGUAAGUUCUUUACCACUAGAGCUAGAAACCACAGUUCACUAUAUACACUAUCGUUUAUCCAUAUUGGCAAACCCUUUGAAACAAAAUCUGAGAGGUUUAAUUAAAAAUUGUAACACAAGAAAUGAACGAUGUGGUAAGUUUGGGAGUAAGUUCUGUUGCAGGAGCUGUGGCCUCCGAGCUCCUCAAAGUCGUUAUUGAAGAGGCUAAGAUGGUGGUGUCGUUCAAAUCUGUGUAUAUGGAGCUCGCAUCGACGAUGGAGGAUGUGCUUCCAGCAGUCAUAGAGAUCGAGAUGUUGCAAGGUGCAGGAGAACUAAAGAAACUCAAGGAUAUAAUCGAUGAAGCUCUUGUACUGGUUCGUAAGUGUUCACAAGUCAAGCGGUGGAACCUACCCUCAAAAGCUAAAUAUACAAGAAAAAUAGAGGAAAUCAACAAGAAGGUGCUCAAGUUCUGUCAGAUUCAACUUCAGCUUAUUAUGCUUCGGAACCAACGGCUGAUUAUGCAUCAAUCCGGAUUUUUUUCUUACAUGAGUAUGCCGUUGGAGGGGUCUACCAUGAUGUCUGAUAUUCUGCCUGAGGAUACGAGGGAAGCCAUUGAGAGUCAUCUCAAAAGCAUCAAUAUGAAGAUCGAUGGUUUGAGUGUUUAUCCGCCUGUUUAUAGGGAUCUUUGUUCGGUCCCCAAGCUUGAUAAGGUUCUCGUUGGUUUGGAUUUGCCAUUGUUGGAAAUAAAGACGAAGCUCUUUAAGGAUGAUGAUCCAGUGGUUAGUCUUGUGGUCUCUGCUCCUCCCGGGUGCGGGAAAACCACAUUGGUCACUCAGCUUUGUCAUGAUGAUGAGAUCAAAGAAAAGUUCGAGUAUAUCUUCUUUUGUGUCAUGUCAAGUGCUCCUACCUUCAGAACCAUAGUACAGAAUUUACUCCAGCACAACGGUUAUGAAGCACCUACAUUUGAGAACGAUUCUCAAGCAGCUGAUGGUUUAAGAAAUCUGCUUGAGGAACUUCAAGAAGAGGGUCCUAUAUUGUUGGUGCUGGAUGAUGUGUGCCAAGGAGCAGACUCUUUUCUUCAGAAAUUUCAGAUUAACAUACUGAAUUUCAAGAUUCUGGUGACUUCUCGGUUUGAGUUUCCGAGUUUUGGUCCCACUUGUCAUAUGAACCCUUUGGGAGAUGAAGAUGCUAAGUCCCUUCUCAUUGAGAAGGCAUCACUUCGCCACUUAUCAUUUAAGAAUGAUCAUAUUUUCCAGGAGAUUUUGAAACGUUGCUAUGGAUUUCCAUUCUUAAUUGAAGAAAUUGGCGUUCGACUUGUAAAAGAAGCUGUAAAAGAGGGAGUACUACUUCAAGUCGAAAGCGAGUCUGAAGAGGAAACAACUUUUAACAGUCCUCACAUGUAAGCAACGGCAACACAAAGCUUCUCACCUGUUAAAAUGGUUUACCCGUUGCCAGACCAUCAAAAUGAAGAAUAAAAAUCCAGCCCAAACGAAGAAACACUUGAUGGAUGAGUUAGAACAAGAGCCCAUCAAGCCCGAUGUGCAGUCAAAUCCUGUAACGGAUACUUGGACAGAAGAAAUUGUUGGUGAUUGUUCAAGCGAUUCAACAACGUACGAAAUCACUUUAUCUAACAAAUAUGUUAUUUUGGAGAACUAUGAAUGAACUGUAGUUUCAAAUCCCUGUAUUUCGACGACAUGGUUCCGUAACCACAUGUCAGUUUGGCUUGCUUGACGACACGGUUCUAGUGGCAGCUAAUGUAUUUUGUUCCGUUGUUUUUUUUUUCUGGUAAGGUGACAUUGCUUCAGCUUUUGCAUUGUGA